This is a messenger RNA of Tympanuchus pallidicinctus (lesser prairie-chicken), 2014 nucleotides long. RefSeq names its product O-acyl-ADP-ribose deacylase 1 (gene OARD1). NCBI's taxonomy places the organism in Eukaryota, Metazoa, Chordata, Aves, Galliformes, Phasianidae. The record is from RefSeq and is a predicted model, not a curated record. Gene Ontology annotation, biological process: peptidyl-glutamate ADP-deribosylation. The transcript has 6 exons. The coding region runs from base 146 to 715 and encodes 189 amino acids.
CGGCCUUCGGAAUGUUCUCGGCGGGUACCAUAGAGGCGGCGUUCCUCCAGCCCGCCUAGAGGGGCUGGCCAGCGAGCGGGUGGAGGCGGCCAUUUUCACGUGACGCUGGGAGUGCGGUAGUGGAGGUGACGGAGCGGGCCGAGCGAUGUGGACUGUGCUGGGCAGGCUUGCUACACUCGCAGCGUUGCCAGUCCGGGCCCGGCAGUCCGUUCUUCACGUCGUGCCCGCGGCCACUGAAGCCUUCACCGCAGCCUGCCUUACCAUGGCCACCCACGGCCCGGAGCAGGGCGAGCGGAUGAAGUGUGUUAAGGGAGACCUGUUUUCCUGCCCCCCGACGGACGCGUUGGCACAUUGCAUCAGUGAGGACUGUCGCAUGGGUGCAGGGAUAGCUGUUCUUUUUAAGAAAAAGUUUGGAGGCGUCGAAGAGCUGUUAGGUCAACAAAAGAAGACUGGGGAGGUGGCAGUUCUCCAACGAGAUGACCGAUAUAUUUACUACCUGAUUACAAAGAAGAAAUUUUCUCACAAACCAACAUAUGAUGACAUGCGGAAGAGUUUAGAAGCCAUGAAAACUCACUGUCUAAACAAUGGAGUUACUGAUAUUUCUAUGCCUAAAAUUGGGUGUGGACUGGACGGCCUGGAUUGGGAUAAAGUUUCAGCAAUACUUGGGGAAGUGUUUGAAAACACAGAUAUAAAGAUCACUGUUUAUACUCUCUGAACAAAAGAGUCUCAUUUCUCUGGCUUUCAACAGCGGCAACUUCUUAACUGAGGAGGGGGAAAACUGCAUGCUGAGCACAGCUCACUCGUGUGUUGGUGGUGGCCGUGGCUCUAAAAGAAAAUAAAAAGCUCAAAAGUCUCAGAGCAGCUGAUUUGGGAUGUAGUAUUCAGGGAACCCGUGUUGAAAGCAGGGGUAUUGUGACUCUCAGGGAGUUCCCAGUCUGUCCCAGCAAGCCACCAGAUGUCACUCGUCCUCCACAGAGCACCUGCCUGCACUGGAGCCUCCUACAGCUGGCAGUUCCUGUGCAGUGAAAUUGGAGCUGUCUAAUGCUUGGAUAUUUGUUGUUCUGGUUCAUAAUGAUGACCUGUGCAGCCUCGUCUAUUUUUAUUUUCCAGGAUUUGCAGUGUUCAUAUAUAGCAUAUGUAUUCUCUGCAGGAUUAAAAAGUAGUUUUUGUAUCUUUUGGACAUGAGCACUUUUUAAAAAUGGAAUUGUACACCAGAAGAAUUGUGCUGUCAACAUGCAUGUGACAGCUGUUCAGUACUCUGCUGUCAGAUCAGAGUCCGUGCAAAUGUCUGUACGUGUGGUGGCUGUAGGCAGUGGGAGGAAAGCAGAGUUCUGGAAGGGAAUGCUGGAGGCUUACAAAGACGCCUGCUGGUGGUUCUGUGCGUUCUGUGGGUGUGAUUGGUGUCACAUGCAGCCCUCUGUUUUCUGAGCCCUUGCAUAUGAAUGACUGACAUGGUGUUAAAAAUAUAUGGAAGCUAAGGUUUUUCUGUGUUUGUUUUGCUUUACUGUGUUUGUAGUUUGGCUGGUACACGUUUGGUGUCACCAAAUGUGAAAAUCAGUGCCAGCUCGUUAGGCCAUGGCUGAACACUUGAUUUGGGGAAGUUUGGUUCCGGUACUGAACAGCUAACAUCAAGUAUUUCCUUUGAGUUUGAUGUUUACCCUCUGCCCUGUAAUACCAAAUCUUUCUACUUCUGUCACAUCGAAUGCUCACAGAAAUGCCAGAAAUAUUGAUUAAACCGAAUAGAUGGGACAGCUGAGAAGUUGAUAGUGGGAAGAAAGGUUUUGAGUUGCUUCUUGCUACUCAUUGAAUGUAUGGAGCCGUUCCUGUUCUGACUUUAUGGGUGAAUCUGUACUGUGUUUUUCUUUGCUAAUGGAGAUCUGCAGAUUCUGUUUGUGUCUUUAAGAACUGCACAGUGUUUCCUUCCCGUUUGACUCCUCUGCUUCUUGGUUUUGGUGGAUAAUUGCUGUAGCCAAAUACAGAGCUGUGAGAAAUAAACUUGAGUGAGACAAAGGAA